CUUGAUUAUUACCACAAUUCUCAAUCCAGUUCAGUUUCUGCCUUUAUAAAUUGAGCCCAUCAUCGUACUCUCUCAACACAACCUGCGAAGAUGAUAACAGAGACGAGAAUUUACACAGGUUUUCCUCUUCUCUCUCUGUUCUUCUUUCUUCUUCUUCUAUUGUUUGGCCGACCAACUGUUUGUGAAAAUGCUCAACAGAAACUCUAUAGUGAUAGCCAGUCGAAAGCACCGGAAAAUUACAGAUGGAGGCUCGGGGACUCGCCUGACGACGUCAUCCUACACGUUUCAACCAUCAUUCCAGCUAGAAGAUCGGGAUUCUCCCAUGUCCCAGUUUGUGUGGGAGGAUGAAGAGUUGGAAUCCGCACGGUUUAUUUUGGGAAAUGCUCGAGUCCUUAGGAGGAUGGAUAUACGUUUCCCAUCCAUCAGCACAACUCCCGAAACAAAAUCUAAUGCACUCGAGAAAAUCUAUUUGUUCCCGAAACAAAUAUAUAAUCAAGCUCGCUUAAAGUCGGGACCACUGCUCGGGGAACAGCGAGCUUCUCGGAUGAAGAUGAUUUCAGCGAAUACGAGCUUGACAAGUGAAUCACAAUGCUCGUCUGGCGCGACAUCUUGGGACAAAAUUGCUUUUUACUGCAAAUGAAAACUGAGCCCACAUUUUGAAAUUAGAAUUUUUCAAAUUUAGACUGUAUUAAUAUUGAUGGACAAUAAUAUCUUUGAACAGCUCUCAGAUGCAUGCAAAUUAUC
Molecule: messenger RNA, 744 nt
Organism: Striga asiatica
Lineage: Eukaryota; Viridiplantae; Streptophyta; Magnoliopsida; Lamiales; Orobanchaceae
Source: the annotation of a GenBank genome assembly